AUGUGCCAUUUAACUUAUCCUGGUUUAAUUAUGGGGUUGUGUAAGAAUGCAAGAGUCCAAAUUCAUGCCGAGGGUCAUCAAACCAUUGAAGUUAUUAUUAAUGACAACUUCAUUGAGAGACUUUGUGUACCUAGGGAUGCAGCUCCUCCAACAACUCCAGCUCAACAACCUUUUGAUCUAGCAUGUAUACCUGUAGAGUUUUUGGCUUAUGCUAAUUGGCCUGAGGACAAGCCUGUUCAACAGGAGGGGGCAGUUGUGGAAGAAGAAGUUGGUAAUGAUGAUAGUUCUAGUGGCGAGACAAUUGGUGAGGAGGGAGAAAGUGAUGAGGAUGAAAGCAUGAGUGGCUGA
This is a messenger RNA of Vicia faba (fava bean), 348 nucleotides long. Lineage: Eukaryota; Viridiplantae; Streptophyta; Magnoliopsida; Fabales; Fabaceae. The record is from the annotation of a GenBank genome assembly.